AUGGACGUGAUUUUUGUCUCUUCCAUUUCUUCUAUAUGAGUUUCUUGGCCUUGGUCUCUAGCGCAUGAUUGAACUAUCGCGGUGACAUGCACUCGUCCAGGACCCUCUCCAGGGAAGCUUAAUCGUCCCGCACCGCCAUGGUCGCGGCCAUCGGCGGUCUUGGGAUAUUGAAUGAUGGCAGAUACAAGCUUGAUCACGUUAACUCUCACUCCUGAUCCGAGCUUUAACUGGUAUUUUCUUCUUGAGAUCAUCGUCUCCUGCAUUCUUGUGUUGUUCUUCCUCCUCUAUUUCAAUCGCCUUUUCGCAACCCUCCUCUCAUACGGAAUUCGAGCCUACACGUGGCAUUACUAUCGCGCAUACGUUGACAUCCACGCUCUCCAAGUCUCCCUGCUCGGGGGUAGGAUCUUCUUCAAGGGCAUCCGGUAUCAUGGAGUGAAUGAAACGAUUUUUGUACAUGGAGGUUUUAUAACAUGGUGCUAUUGGAAACGGUCGGUUAGGAAAACAGAUUUGUCCGGUCUCGAAGCCGAUGAGAAGCGAGAAAAUGGUCGAACUCCUGAAGACGAUCGCGCCAGCGGUGUCGGGGACAGUGGGAUCAAGGAACAAGGAGGCCAGUGCCGACCGGACACACUCCCUUGUCGCAUUACUGCCAAGUUCUACGGACUUGAGUGGUUCAUUUACAAUCGAACCCCCGCCUACGACAGUAUCCUCGCCGGUUUCACGGAAAAUUCAGCCUCCUAUACCAAGCCGCAAUACCCAGCAAGCAAUGCCGUGGAUCCUGAACUAAAGGCGCAUUCGGAGAGGAGUCCCGAUGCAAGCAGGUCGGAAUUUGACAGGACAUCAUCUACAGACAAUGUUCCGGGGCGGAGUAGGACGGGCAGGGAUACGAUCGACACUCAGCAUGUGGGAGGCGCUGAGCAAGAAAUGGAGGAAAGCUUGAACGUCCUACUCCGGCUCCUGCCUCUAAGGUUGGAAUGUGAUAAGGGCGCUAUUGUGAUGGGCAAUGAGAAUACGAGGUCGGUCUUGACCACCACUUUUGACGGCGCGACGGGAUUGAUUGAGGCGUGCGAUGCUGGACCAUUGGACCUCUACCGACAGGCUUUCACAUUCCAGAUAAGCCAUCCCGUUAUUCAGAUGCGACCCAACCCGGAUUUCAAGCAGAAUCAGUUCGCCACUGCAAAAGGUAUUAGUUCAACAGAAGAGGAUAAGUCUGGAGUAAAGCGCAAGAGGGAUACCAUUUUCAACUACCAGUUCCAGAAGCGAAGAGUGUGGCAUAGUAUCCGUGAUCUGAUUCCUUACUUCCAGACGUCCGUUGAAUCAUUCCAUGUGACGGAAAAGCCGACCGACAAUGGCCCGAGACACCAGACUGAUGGUAGCAGCGACGUGCGUUGGGUUGGCCUCUCUCGGUACUUGGAUGAAGCCAGUCAGGAUGACCAUAGCGAGUGGAGCUCCAUUGAGUACGGUAGAUUUUCUACGAUUUUGGAUACCCCUAGUAUGACGGUAACCUAUUUCUGGGAUAUUCCCGGGUGCGUUCGGCCCCGGUCCGCGCAGGCGCCUGCAUCUGGCAAAAUUUCGCAGGAUCUCAAUGGCGCGCCGCCUCCAGAAUGGGGAAUUGAUGUCAAACUUGAAGGUGGAACCAUCAACUACGGCCCAUGGGCUGAUCGGGAGCGAGUUGGCCUGCAGAAUGUCUUCUUCCCUAAUGCUUAUCGAAGCUCUCAACCCGCGGAGCCUUUAGCGCCUGGAGACCUCAGGAAAAACUCCGUGUUCAAAUUUCGAGUGGAAAUUAGCGACGAGUUGACCUUGCGCGUCCCCACACGAGAGCCUUCCAAGGACUGGCAGUGGAAAGGCAGAGCUGACGCAAUAAAAGGUGCUUCAAAAUUAAAGAAGCAGCAGCGCAGGAGACAGCCCAGGGCUGCCGAUGGUGACAAAGGGAACAUUGGUCCGGACAUUCGUCCCUUUGGCUGGUUUUCACUUCGUGUGGCCGGCGAUUCCACCAUAAACUACUCCAUGGACAUGGUCGCUUCGGAAUCUGGAUUCUCAAGUCAACUUGAUCUCGAUCUUCGUGACUCCAGGAUGUCAUCUAGCGUCAAUCAUGCCCUAUUAUGGCAAUGUCCCAAGCAGCUUGUCAACUGUGAUCUCUCCGUUCCUCUCAUUUGGAACACCCUUCGGACGUGGAUCUUCGAUGUUGAAAACGUUGAUAUGGAGCUCUUCCUGUUACGAGAUCACAUCUUCCUCUUAACGGACUUAAUUGGGGACUGGGGAUCAGGCCCUCCUGCAGAUUACUACACAUUUGUGCCAUUCAUCUACAAACUCAGUCUGUCCUUCGUGGAUUUGAAGCUGUUUGUGAAUGUCAAUGAUCUGAACAUUAUCAGCGAUCCUUCCGAUUUAGAUGACAAUCGUUUGCUUGUGAUCAAAGGCAAAAAGCUAACUUCCGAUGUCAUGAUUCCUUUGAACAAAUACCGGAAUGAGCAGAAUGCCGUGGAUUUUAGUGUCAAGCUGCACGAUGCUGGCAUAGACUUUUGCAGUCCGUUGUGGGAUACGCUACACACGUUCUUACAAGACAAAUCGGCUGCGACUCUGGAAGGUCUUUCUAUCGAUGGGACCUACAAUUAUUAUCUUUCUACGUCAUCCGAGUUGACGGACACACUGUUCCUUAACAUCGACGGGCGAUCACCGAAGCUCUACUUAUUUGGAUUUCUGAUUCGGUGUUUCAUGACCGUCAAAGAGAAUUACUUCGGGGAAGACAUGCACUUUAAAACUCUUGAGGAAUUCCAAGAGCUUGCGUACAGUAAGGAGCAACCAGAGUCGCACAGUGGGAUAAAUCCAAACAGGAAAUCGAAUGAUCUCGACGUGAUUGUCCAUGUCACAGUCGACAACCCUUGCGCCCUUCUUCCGGAGAACGUCUAUGACCACAUGAACUGCCUAAGACUGACUGCCCCGUCGCUGGAAAUUGACUUGCGGUUUACCAACUACUACAUGGACCUACUGUUCUCAAUUGCUCCGCUGAAGGUGGGGUUGGAGUCGCAAGUGAUCAAUCAACCUUCGACCGUGUCCGAUACCCAGCUCUUCAUUGACGGUGUUUCGGUCCACGGUCAUCGUCUGUUUGGUUUACCACCUGCAGAGCCAACGUAUGUCUGCAAUUGGGAUUUUGGCGUGGGCCAGAUCGUUGGAGAAUGCUCGGCUGAAUUUCUUGCUUGCCUGGGUGCAGCCCUGAAGAGUUUCGAUUUUUCCUUUGACAACGAAGAGAAUGCACUCCCGCCAUUGUUCCCGCUUAUACUUCACGAUGUCACUUUCCUACGCGCGAAGUUCGAUUCAAUACACCUCUCCGUGCUUCUCGAUCAAGCUGCAUUUCUGCUGAGUUCCGGCACUGUUACGAUUCAAUUUAAUGACUGGGCAAACGAAAGAUUUUCAAAGCGCAUGAGCCUCCUUGUACCGGAUCUCUCAAUCUCUGCGCUUGACUACAAUUUUGUCGGUCGAUUUGGAAGUCUUCUGAGUACGGAAGUGAGCCCACUUGCGAUCUUCAAGACAACGAUCAAACUACGAAUGGCGCAGAGGAAAAACAACAUCUUUGAAGAGCGGAAAUUGCAACAGGAACACAUUAGAUCGCAUGACGAGAGGACCCAGAGAACACCGUGGCUGCUGUUUGACUGGGACGACAUGGAUCCUGAGUCAAUGCAUGCGAAAAGCGACAAAUACCCCAUACCAACCAUUCCUAUACCGACAAUGCCCGAGCCCCUCCUCAGAAGCUCAGGGCGACUGGCUUCGUCGUUGGACAAACAGUUCGCAGGAAAUAGGAACCCUCUAAGCUCUAAGAGUUUCCUAGUGUCCUUAGACUCUUCAAGCAUAAGAAGUGGCCGUAGGGGGGCAUCCAGCGUUAAUAGAGCAGCAAGUGGAGCUUCGAGGAGCCAGCAGGAUCACAUCCAAACGCUGGGAACAGACGGGCAAAAGUCACUUUCGCUCGAAGAGCGCAAAAAAUAUGCCAAGGAAUCUUCAGCCAAUGCUCCAAACACAAACCCCUGGGUGAUGCCUAACUUUACCUUGCACAAGGUUAAACUGGAUAUGUCCCAUCUACCACAUGGCCCUAUUUCUAGCAAUGAUGCUCCUCGAGACAGCUCAGAGGUGACGAGAUUUGACCCUCAAUUUUCUCCCUUCGAAGAUGAUGAAACAACGCACACUAAUUUUGCGCUCGAGUUGCCAUCUGGGGUCAAAGGAUACUGCACACCUGAUUUUCUCUUCAUGGUAGCGACAUUGAUUGGGAGACUGCAACCGAGACAUCCGAUUGAGAUCAUUGACUCGCUCCAGAAAGAUGUAAUCUCGGAUAUCGUCGGCUCUGAAAAAUCCUUGAAGCAUCCAAAGAAGUCAACGGGAUUUGCGAUCCGUGCCCCCUUUAUCCUGGUGAACUUGGUCAACACGUAUGAACCACCAGCCCAUUCUGAGGAUGGCUUCCGAGACGAGUACAGCCUUGCAAUAAUGCACCUAAACACAGGGCUUCGAACGAGAGUUGACCGGCACAAGGAUGACCUUUUAGCAGGUAUAAGUAAAAGCUCUACCGUCCAUGCAGCCGCCGAAAGCUUUUCAAUAUCUGUGCAAGGAAACAAGAGCCAUGCAUAUCAAGAAAAGGCUGAGCUCAGCUGUGUCCUUGGUGACAUGAACUUCUGGCUUGUGACGAAGCCUACAAUGAGAUCCCAUUUCCAGGCACGAGCGCUUGAUACCGUCACGUUCACUAAAUCAGUGGAACACCUGGCAUUCCUAGUUCGUCGCACAACGACCAUGCUCGACUCUGUCGCAUCUUCAUUCCAGCACAGCUCCUCGCUUGAUAGCAAGCGCUUACGUCUGCUCAUCUAUUACCUUACACAAGCGGCUGCUGAUAUACCCGAUCCUGCGUUUCUUACACGCAUUUCGUAUGUGCUUCGAGUGGCGCCGACCCAUGUGCGGCAGCACGAUUCGUGGAAGAUCAUAUCUCGCAUCCGCAACGUCUAUAAUCGCUUGCCCUCGGAUAAACAGCAAGAGCUGGCUUCAAAGUGUCUAGAUCAGGACUUGUCACUGCCCCAAGAUGCUCGGACGAUUGUCCUCAAUAGUUUCGAUCAGUGGCGUGCGUGGGACUUGGCACAUGUCGAAAAAAGCUACGUUAUGCAAAGAGUAUGGGACUCUUUUGCCCCAACUAAGUCCAAGGCUUCGCCAACGCCAUUAUUAUUUUCUUCUACGGUGAAAAUGUUCAGGUUCUCUAUCGAUCCGGGACCAAAAGAAAGCGAUUUCAUAAUUGAAGACAUGUCCACGGCUGUAACCGUCAGUCCACAACAGUACAUGAAUUCGAAGAAUGAGGAGCGAUACAAGAGUUUGAAUGUCAUUCAGAAUUAUUCUUCGUCCAUCAGCCUUCGCUUGCGAUGGGAAAUCUUAGAACUUGUCGAAAGUGUGAUGAACACAAUGGCUAACGUUCAAUUGGAGUCCACCGCCCCUGGAGAAAUCCAUGACUCAGGCGACGAGGCUGAAGGGCGAGACGAUUUGCAAGUUGUUUUCGGUACUGAUCUCGGAUCUAUCACUCUGGACGGCAUUAACAUCAAGUUGGCUUGUAUUAGUCAGGGUCUUAAAGGAUCCGUUGUUGACGGUGCCGAUGGCAUGGCUGUCUUGUUCAGUUCUCAAGCUGGAUUUUCUGAAUUGUCCAAUCUGACCAAAGUUCUCAUGUCUUGGAAAAUCGGCAGCCCGCAUGUCUAUCUUUCUCGGGCGUCUGAGGAAACGGAGAAUGAGAUCACCAAUGAGUGGAAGGUUGCCGGAUCAUGCAAAAAGCUUCUAUACGUCAUGGAGGAAGACCUGAUCAACCUUGCGCAUACAGCAGAUCGAUUGAUCGAGGACGAAGUCCGAUAUAUCCACCGUCUAGCGACCAAUCUAGAUCUUCCGGCUCGCAAACUGAGUGAAACGCCUGCAGCAGCGAAAACGACACAUAACAUGUUUCACAUUGCGAUGUUCUUGGACGAUUAUCGGCUGAGCUUCUGUGUUUUGCCGUCAUUGACAUACGUCAUCUCCGGAGAUGUUGCGCGAACAUCCAUCAUACAGACCAUGGAGUCGAAAAUCGAGGUAGACUUCGACCUGAAGAAGAACCUACACACAUUCAUGUCGGGCGAAAAGGGCGGCCGGCGUCCUUUGUCAGUUUUAGAAAUCCCGCCCAUCAACGGUCGGGUUGUUGCGAAUUUGUCAUCUAAUCGUACCGAUAUCGAGGUCGACGUCACUAUCGAGCUUAUCCAGCUGGAAGCCAGUGCAGUGCGAAGUCUUUUGGGUGCUCUGGGGACUCCUGAGUUCUCACAUCUCAUGUCAGACCUCAAACAGAAUGUCGAGACCCUGCAACUCCAUCUCAACGACGCUCUCGACCUGAACAAAUCUCCCCCUCAGCAAAGGAAGCCGUCUAAUGCCCAUGCGCUUCUUUACAAAGCGCGCAUGACCAUGGCGGGGACUAAAAUCCAUGCCACUGCACCUGCUGUUAACGGAAAGAAUUAUACGGCAGACAUGGACUUUAGCUUUGGGAUGGUGCGCAUGCGCCUAGAUAAUGGCUUUGACGAUGGUGUCGAGAUGGAAUAUCCCGAGUUCCACAUCGAUACAUCCAACAUCAGCUUCGAUCUCCGACGGCAAGAGGCGUUCAAAAGCCGAUCAUACUGUGGUUUCACCGUUGAUGCUAAACUUGAAGCUACCUCGAUAAGACGUGAUAACGGCGAUCUUAGGCGAGUUUAUCAUUUCAGCAGCAAGCAGUUCAACGUUGAACUGUUUUCCGAGACGGCCGAACUGGUAGUUGAUAUGGCUGUUCAUCUCCAGGAGCGUAUCAAGACAUUGGACUUGACUCAUGAGGUCAAACGAUUAAAGAAAUUGCGACGGCGAGGCUAUCCGGAACCCAAGAAGAAAGCCUUGGAAAUUCCCGAUAUCCAGGUAAACGAGGAUUCAAAAUCAGAGGAUUUCUUCAAUGCUAUGUACUCGUUGGAUUUCAACAACAUCCAAAUCGCCUGGAAUAUGAGUACAGUGCCAGUACCUUCGUCUGUGCGGAGGCCGGACGAUCUGGUCUUCUCCAUCAAGAGUGUGGAUCUUUCGAACAAGAAAGCAAACGCUGCGAAGCUUCGCAUUGAAGAUAUGCAGUUGCAGCUGGUUCCAUACUCCGCCAGCAGGCAAAAGCGAUCUCUGAAUUCGGCCUUGCUGCCCGAGUUGGUAUUUAACGUGGCUUAUUCUUCUGCUGGUGACGAGGUUCGGCUUGCCUUCCAGGCUGCUGGUAAGUCUCUUGACAUACGGCUCACAUCGGACUUUAUUCUUCCGGCAAGCAUGAUACGAGAUUCCAUUGCCGCCACUAGCAGAGUUGUUCGUGAAGCCAAUUCCACGUUUGUGCCCAAACAGACUGAGGACAAUCCCAAGCAAGACUCGCUUUUUGGAAACAAACGAUUCCAGUCAGUGUUGGUGGAUGUCGACUUUGCCGGUGCCAUCGUUUCACUGCAGGGGACGCACACAGAUGAUCCCCAGACAAUGCUGACCGCGACCUUGAAGAAGGGCACUUUGUCGGAAGCAAAGUACGGUCAGUACAUUCAAGGAGAUACAACGCCCACUGCAACGCUCAGGGCUCCUGGCGUGGCCUUGAAGGUUCAGUUCGAGGACAACCAGCAAGACUCGGCACUCAAUGCCGAGUUGAAGGUCGAUGCCUCCACGAAUGUUUUAUACCCGAGUCUUGUCCCACUUGUCAAGCAAAUGACGGAGACUGUCAAAGAAGUCAUGGGAGACCAGGGAGGAAGACCCCGACGACCGUCCGCUGCGGUAAUGUUACAACCGCAGAAGCUGAUGCAGGAGACUCAACUCGAAAAGCAGGACACCGACUCGAUUCUCGGGCGGUGCAAGCUGAACGUGGGCCUCAUGAUCUGCAAACAAGAAUUCAGUCUGAGCUGCCAGCCCAUCGCCAGGGUGGCCGCUACUGCCAAAUUCGACAGCGCCUACGUUACAGUCAACACCGUGCAGUCGGAAGAAUAUGGACGGUUCUUCGCUCUCCAGGUUGCUUUCAACUCCUUGGGAGCGUCAGUGAAACACGUGUACUCCAACGAAUCAACGGCUAGUUUCGAGGUUAAUUCAAUGGUAAUGUCUGUGAUGAACAGCAAACAUCUAGGCAGCGCAAAGGGCAUUUCCGCCGUUCUCAGGAUCAGCCCAAUGCAAGUGAUUCUUAACGCAAAACAAGUCCAAGAUCUUCUGCUUUUCCGCGAGAUCUGGGUGCCGUCAAUGGAGGACUCAGAUGCCAGUCCUUCAUUUCCCCCGCAAUCACAAGAAAACCAGGCCUACAUUGUACAGCGAUACCAGCAGGUGGCUUCCGCGCCUGCGUUCCCCUGGAACACCACUAUCUCGAUCGAGAAGCUGGAAAUUCAACUUGAUCUAGGAUCGUCGCUUGGAAAAGCCCAGUUUGCCAUCAAUGAUCUCUGGCUGUCUACGAAGAAAUCGUCCGAUCGAGAGCAGACUCUUUGCGUCGGCUUCGAUACGGCAGGCAUCGAAAGCAAAGGCCGAAUGAGCGGACUCAUUGAACUUCAAACCCUCAAGCUACAAACUUCUAUACAGUGGCCCGACGACAGUCUCAAGAUCAAAACGCCGCUCAUCCAAGCCUCCGUUUCCUUCCACCGGUUCCAGGUGAAGGUCUCCUUUGACUACCAGCCCUUCCUCAUUGCCGACAUCGCCAUGUUCGACUUUCUAAUGUACAAUGUGCGAACCGAGUCGGACGCACCAAGCGAGCGAUUGUUCAGUACCUUGGAGGGGAAACAAGUGCAGGUCUUCUGUACGAGUUUAACUGCAUCGCAAACGAUCGCUCUCUACCAUGCCUGGCAAAGACUCAUCCAAGAUAAGCAGGCAGCCUAUGAAGCUUCCUUGCGAGAAGUCGAACGGUAUCUACGACGAAGAUCCACCGCUUUCACUGGUAAAACCGAAGCUCCCAGCAAGGAUCUGGACUCGCCGGUAGACGACAAGACCGAGAAAGCGCCGAUCUCCUUACACACUGGAAUCGUGGUCACAAUCAAAUCUGUCAACAUCGGUGUCUUUCCCAGCUCCUUCUUCGACAAUCAUGUCUUGAAGCUGGAAGCCCAUGACGCCCAAGCCCGUUUCGACGUCUCCCUCGACCAGGGUAAAAUCCACAGCGCCCUGGGGCUCACUUUGGGCCAACUGCGCGUCGCCCUGUCGGGUAUCGUACGUCCGAACUCCAUGGGCAUGGAGGAGCUUCUCGUCGGGGAAAUCGCCAACCGCGUGGUCAGCUCAAGCGGAGGAACCAUCCUCAAGGUGCCCCGACUCGUCGCCACCAUGGAGACGUGGCAGGAACCGGGCAUCCCUCAGAUCGAAUACAUAUUCCGCAGCACCUUCGAAGGCAAGGUCGAUGUCGGAUGGAACUACUCGCGCAUCAGCUUCAUCCGAGACAUGUGGGAGACGCAUUCCCGCGCCCUGGCUUCGCGCCUGGGCAAGCCAUUACCGCCGUCCGCGGUCCGCAUCACCGGUGGCCUCGGCGGCGAGGGUGGCGGUGACAAAAGCGACCAGCAGGAGAAGAUCACUGCCGUGGUUAACGUGCCUCAGUCCAAGAAUACCUAUAUUGCGCUGGAGCCGCCUGUCAUCGAAACCCCACAGCUGCGUGAUAUGGGCGAGGCUACGCCGCCGUUGGAGUGGAUUGGGCUGCAGAGGGAUAAGUUGCCGAAUAUCACGCAUCAGAUCAUUAUUGUGACUUUGUUGGAGGUCGCGAAGGAGGUCGAGGAUGCGUAUGCGAAGAUUCUUGGGUCUUCUUGA
Molecule: messenger RNA, 9762 nt
Organism: Aspergillus melleus
Lineage: Eukaryota; Fungi; Ascomycota; Eurotiomycetes; Eurotiales; Aspergillaceae
Gene: CSF1
Product: putative fermentation associated protein (Csf1)
Exons: 3
Coding region: 172-9762 (3196 amino acids)
Biological process (GO): fermentation
Cellular component (GO): membrane
Source: RefSeq, a predicted model, not a curated record